Molecule: messenger RNA, 936 nt
Organism: Pedinophyceae sp. YPF-701
Lineage: Eukaryota; Viridiplantae; Chlorophyta; Pedinophyceae
Source: the annotation of a GenBank genome assembly
AUGGGCACGGCCACGCUCGGCCCGCGGUCCUCUUGCGAGAAACGCGCGGACGACGGGACGACGGACCAGUCCUCGCAGGGCGCCGCCCCGCAGCCCGCGCAGGCGCCCCUCUACUUCCGCGUCACGGAGGACUCUGAACAAGUCCCAUCGCUCCCCGCAGCUCUCAAGGAUCUAGCGGCGCCGGAAAUCACGCGCAUGGUCCGUCACCUCCCCCGAAUGCUCUUCCGCCCCAAGGCCUUCUUGGUUUCGUGGAACGGCGUGCUCACGCUGGCCUUCGAAGGCAUCCCCGCGGCGCUCCUCGCCUUCAAGGACCACCUCGAGCGCCUCGUCCCGAACCUCAUUGCGGAAAACCCGGGUUCCCAAUGGCCCAAGGUAUCUCUAGGGUGUCUGUCGGGCGGUCCGCUCACGCGCGCCGAGCUCGACACGCUCUCCCGCGUGUGCGACGACGCGAGCCGCGGGCUCGCGGACCUCGAGCGCGCCGACGACACCGGCACCGGCGGCGGCAUCGUCAUGGACACGCUCAGUCUUGUUGUGUUCGGUGCGCGCUCGCUGGAGCGGCCGGGCGUGCUCGCGGAGCUGGAGGUGGCGUGCAGCGGGAAGGAGUGCUGGGAGCGGCCGGGGAUGGAGGCGUGCGCGAAGGUCGAGCGGGUCGUCGCGGAGACGAGGGGGGAGGAGUAUUGGCGGCGGGCGUGUGCGGACGGGAACAGAGAGGGGCACUACCGCGGGGCGUGCUACGGCGCGACGCUGGUGCACCGGCUCGGGUGGGGCGAGGAGCGCGGGCGGAACGUCCUCGCGCGCGCGGUGGGGGCAUUCCGGGACGCAGUUGACUCAGCACUGGGGGAGGGGAGGUAUGUGUGGUUUGCACCAGAGUCUCUGCACGUGACGGUGCGGGGGCUCCGGAACUACACGGAGGGAGCGCCGGACCUGUCGCGGUAG